Messenger RNA from Cololabis saira (Pacific saury), 1857 nucleotides. RefSeq names its product transcriptional adaptor 1 (gene tada1). NCBI's taxonomy places the organism in Eukaryota, Metazoa, Chordata, Actinopteri, Beloniformes, Belonidae. Gene Ontology annotation, cellular component: SAGA complex. Gene Ontology annotation, molecular function: transcription coactivator activity. The transcript is spliced from 8 exons. The record is from RefSeq and is a predicted model, not a curated record. Bases 30 to 1031 code for a protein of 333 amino acids. Gene Ontology annotation, biological process: regulation of transcription by RNA polymerase II.
CGGGGUGAUGACGCGGUGUCUGCGACGCCAUGGCGGCUAACGCGAGCGAGCUGGAAGUUGCUAAGAAGAAUUUAACAGAAGCAGUUGGAGACAACAUCAAACACUAUUGGGCCAACCUGAAACUGUGGUUCAAACAAAAGAUCAGUAAAGAAGAGUUUGACGUUGAGGCACGUCGUCUCUUGGCGCAGGAGAACGUUCAUGUUCACAACGAUUUCCUCCUCGCCAUUCUCACACGAUGCCAGAUCAUUGUUUCUGCACCAGAAGGUGCAGGGACUUUGCAGUGGCAAGGUAGCUGCGCUUCCAAGCUUGGCAAGCCAAAAGGGAAGAAGAAAUGUUCCUCGAGACAAAAAUUUGAUCAUCGCUUCCAGCCUCACAACCCUCUCAGUGCUGCCCAGCCGUUCAGCCCUCGAGAGGUGGGAGGUGAGGAAGAGGAGCUGCGGUUCAGCGCCCACACUCUGCUGCUGCCCACACGGGGGCAGCUGGAGGCCCGGAUGAUGGUCUCCGCCUUCGAGCUGGGCCUGGAUAAUAUCUCAGAAGAUGCCAUCAGCACCAUGGUUCAUGCCGUUGAGCACCAUUUGAAAGAUGUCCUGACUGCGGUAAUCACCCGGAGGAAAGCUUACCGGUUACGAGAUGGCCAUUUCCCCUACGCCUUCGGCAGUGAUGUCACACCUCAGCCGUAUCUUAAAAACAGCCUUGCCGCUUACCAAAGUGUCAGCGAAUGCCCUCCUCCCAAUGCGUCCCUCCCCGCGGGCCCUCCACCUCAGGUGUCCCCUGAUGAAGCUGAGCGGAAAGCCGUCCACCUGCUGGCCUGCUCUGCGGACAGUCUCCCGGUCUCACUGCCUCCCAUCAGCAUGUUUGACCUCCUCGAGGCGUUGCAGGUUCAUCGCGGGGUGAUGCCCUCCCACACCAUGUACGCCCUGAACAUGGAGCGCAUCCUUUCCCGGCUGUGGCACCCGAGCCACGAAGAACUGGAGCAGGACCACGUGCACCGGCAGCGGCUGGCCGCUAAAGACGGCAUGCUGGUCAGCUGAGAACCACUGACGCUGGACUGUAACAGGAAACCAAAACAAAGUCAAUCCCCAAAUGCAAAUAAAUGGGGAGUGGUGUGUCGGGAAAGCAAAGGAAGAGAAAAAAAAAACAAAUCAAGUCCCACUUGUGUUGCACUGAAAACUGGGCCACGACUGAAGCAGGAUGAAACAAAGCAGCUGGAGAGCCUUCAGUGAGGCAAAUGUAGUUAUUUUUACUUGAUAAGUCAUUUUUCCUGCCAGAAAUCCUUCAGUAUGGUCUGUUAUUUGUGUUGGAUAGUUCAUAAAGAUUGCAAUUUGGUUAAGAUAUUUACUGUUUACUUUUACUUUGAACAGUAUUGAAAAAGAAAAUAAGAUUUCAGCCCAAGUUGCAGUUUGAGUUGUAUACAUUUUUGAAUAAGAAAUCUUUAUUAUUUCCUGAACUCUAACUUGUAAAGCCCCCUGUAACUAUAAAACAGUCCAAACAUUAUCCAGGCCCCUGAAACACUAUGGGUUAAAAUAUUACAAAUAUAUCAAAUAUGUUGUGGGCAUUGCAGGUCUUUAUUGUGAUUCAAUAUCAAUUUAUUAAACUGAUCGUAGGACUAUCAAGAGGGUUUCAUGAGCUCCUCUAAAUAUGAUUUUAAAAAAGUCAAUUUGUACCAACAAGUGCAACUAAGAAGUCUGGAAAAGACUUAACUGAGUUGUGGGUGACGGCAUGCUUUCUGCUGGGGCUUGUCUGUACUUUUACAUAUAUACACACCUUCUUGUAUAUACUAAACAUUUGUACUUUUUUCUAUUCCGUGUUUGUUAUAUAUGUUGAGGUAAUAAAACUCCAGAGUUUGCUGUUGAGUGA